Acanthoscelides obtectus is the source of this 233-nucleotide messenger RNA. The record is from the annotation of a GenBank genome assembly. Lineage: Eukaryota; Metazoa; Arthropoda; Insecta; Coleoptera; Chrysomelidae.
AUUUGAAGCUGUCAGAAAUUCAUUAUUUUGGAAGAACCGAUUACGGCAAUGGGGGCGGUCACAGGAUCGACGAUCAUUCCUUGGGCCAAAACGACCAUGCCGGAAAGCAGGACCACCACAGCUGGAUUCAUUUUCUGAGGUUGUGAACCCGAAGAACUCUACUUAUACUUCUAGCGUACAGUGGCGUACAUAAGAGUUCAGGGAAGCCCAUGGGUCUCAAUGGGGGAGGAGAG